AUGCAUUUCCUUGUGCUAGGAGCUACAGGAGCUAUCGGAAGCAAAUUCUGCGCCCUGGCGCUAAACAAAGGGCAUCGUCUAAGUCUAUUAGUUCGCACUCCUAGAAACCUCCCCCAAAACCUCGUGCAACAUACAGAUGUGGAGAUUAUCGAAGGCGCUCUAGACGAGGAAACAGCCCUAGACACUGCUGCGAGCUGUGGUGCCAGCAUCUUUGUCUCGUUCGCUGGUCCCCCGAUCGGCACGGAAGGAACGCCUCUGACAUUGGGGUAUAAAGCUCUGGUUCCAAGACUAGUAGACCGGCACUUCAAGCGCAUCAUCAUACUAUGCACCCCGUCCUACCAUGAUCCCUCGGACACCAUAAUUUUCAAAUGGCGGCUGGGGGCAUGGUUCAUGAGGCUAUUCAGUAAUGGCCAGUAUCGAGAGAUGGUCGGCAUAGGGGAGUUUAUAGCGUCACUGCCUGUCGACGGGCCUGUGCAGUGGACUUUGUUUCGGGUUGGUGGGCUGACAAACGGUGAAGAGGCACCAGUCAAGGCGACAUUCCUGGGGAGCGGCGAUGAUGGCACAUGGAUUAGUCGGGCGAGUGUUGCGACGUGGGCCCUGGAUGAGAUUACUCGAGAACAAUGGCUUGGGAAGGCACCUUAUAUCUGUAAUUAG
Aspergillus nomiae NRRL 13137 is the source of this 654-nucleotide messenger RNA. RefSeq names its product NAD(P)-dependent oxidoreductase. The transcript has 3 exons. NCBI's taxonomy places the organism in Eukaryota, Fungi, Ascomycota, Eurotiomycetes, Eurotiales, Aspergillaceae. The record is from RefSeq and is a predicted model, not a curated record. Bases 1 to 654 code for a protein of 217 amino acids.